AUUAAACAUACAUUUCAUCUUUGUAACAAAGUUUCAAAUGGAUCAUCAGCUGCCUGCAACCGUCCUACUCUUUGUGUUCUGCAACCUCCCAACUGGCCAACUCCGUCAGUUCCACUAUGUCAAUCUGACGAUGACCUGGUCCAAUGCUCAACAAUACUGCAGAGCGAACUACACUGACUUGGCCACAUUCAACAGCAUAAACGAAAUAAGUAGCUUAAACAGACCUGCUCUGAGCACCUCAGUGGCCUGGAUCGGACUGAACGACGACCCCAUAUCAUGGAAGGGGGUCAUGGCUAGCGAUGCCAACUCCUGGAGGUGGUCAGCAACUGGUGCACCAAGCACUACUGGUUACCAGUCGUGGCUCAAUGGUGAACCUAAUGAUCAAUACAUAGAGUACUGUGUCAUAAUGGGAAAUAAUGGACUUUGGGCUGACGUGCCCUGUAACGCUUUAUACAGCUUUGUUUGUUAUUCAGCAAAAACUCAAACAUAUGUUUAUGUCCCAUCUGCCCUCACGUGGUCUGAUGCCAGAAAUUAUUGCAGAGUGAACUUCAACGACCUAACAACAAUUGACAACUCUGUGGACAAUGAAAACAUCCGAAGUAAAAUACCAUCUCCUGUGUGGAUCGGCCUGUACCGACUGGCUUGGAAGUGGUCCGACGGCAGCAGCAGCUCAUUCAGAAACUGGCAGAGUGGAAAGCCAGACAACAAACCAACUAACAACCAAUACUGCGUCGCUGAAAAUAACCAGCACCAAUGGUACGACGACGUCUGUCAGAAUACGUAUGCGUUCAUCUGCCAAGAAGAUCUGAAAGAAUACAUGACUGUUAAGAUAAAGCUCCAGACCAGUGCUGACAUGACAGACCCAGCUACUAACGACCAGCUUAUUCAAAAGCUGGAUGCAGAGCUACAAAGUAUUGGAGUGACUUACAUCAAACUGAAAUGGAUAAGUCAGCCUUGGAAACUAGAGAUGCUUCCAGAUUCUCAGUGCACUAAAUAUUUUUAGUAUAUUUCAUCUCCUACUAGAAAUAAUAAUUAUGUGUUUUCAACUAGUAACAUCACCGGGAGAAAACCAAAACCCCAAAAAGCUGUGUAAAAUCUGCAACAAAACAUUAA
This is a messenger RNA of Betta splendens (Siamese fighting fish), 1113 nucleotides long. RefSeq names its product macrophage mannose receptor 1-like. The record is from RefSeq and is a predicted model, not a curated record. The transcript is spliced from 5 exons. Bases 38 to 1003 code for a protein of 321 amino acids. Lineage: Eukaryota; Metazoa; Chordata; Actinopteri; Anabantiformes; Osphronemidae.